CUACUUGAGUAAACCCGCAGCCAUUUUAAAGUAUCACUAAUUGCUGACAUACCUAUUUGUAUACCAUAAAGUUGCCGGAUUGAUAACACCGAUGAUAAGAAAAUGUAAACAAAUGGACAGCAUCCUGUGGUCAUCCCGUAUUCGACAAUCGACGGUGGCUGCGACAAUACUCAUCCUGUGGCGGCGGCGGCAGAACUUAAGGAUAUUGAUUUUUAUCGAGGUUGUCCCAUCGUGUUGGAUUUUUUUUUAUAUUAUAUAUAAUAUUUUGCUGUCUUUGGUAAUACGCUAUUGGAAAAAUGACCGAAGAAGCGCAAAGUGAAGAAGUUUUUAAAAAACUAGACGCAUUAAAAGACAUAAGGGAUAAGACGGAAAAAUUGGAAACGCUCAAAAAUAAUAUUUUGAAAGAAAUUGAAUCCAGCGAUCAAGAAGAUAAAUGUCUAUCAGAAUACCGUAAAGAGCUAGAACUUUUAUUACAGGAAAAAAUGGCGCAUGUAGAAGAACUUCGCCAAAUACAUGCUGACAUAAAUGCUAUGGAAGGUGUUAUUAAAAAAGCAGAGGAAUCUAGAAAUCGCUCAAUGGAACGAGCUAAACAAGUUCACGAUGAGUAUAAACCUCUAAAACUUGAUAUAGAUCGUAUGCGCCGCGAUGUUCUUGGCCUCGAACGUUUACCAGAACUUCAUGAAGAAGAAAGUGAUCUCGUCAGGCCUGACCUUUUUGUACAAAAUUAUUUUGACAAGCAAAUGAAACCUGCUGUUUCGACCCCUACUAGCUCUGACUGGCAUAAUGGAGAUAAUGUGCCUUUAAACUUUUCUCAAGCUCACCAGCAUGCCCAAGCAGCUGUAGUUGCAUUUCUUGGAUCUCAAGCAGCCGCUGUUCAGUCUUCUCCGCUACAACAAUUGGCCACUAGUAGCAAAAUGGUAAAUGGGGGAUCCGUAGACACAAGGCCAAUACCACCAAUACCGGGACCACCAACGUUUAGGCAGCAACCUCCACCAAUGAAAUCAUGUUUGUCGUGCCAUCAACAAAUACAUCGCAAUGCUCCAAUUUGUCCCCUUUGCAAAGCCAAAUCUAGGAGUCGUAACCCAAAAAAACCGAAAAAAAAAGAUUAACUAACAAUGUCACAUGAUAUAAAAUCUGAAUUAAAAUUAUUAAUCAGUAUUCAAAGUAUUUAUUAAGUACUAAUUGGUUACUUGAUUUAUUUUACUAGUUUUAAAUAUGUUUUUAGUAUUAAAAAAAAUUAUUUGAAUUAUCAUAUUAUCAAUAACUUUUUACUUAUUAAUUUUCAAGAAAACACCUAAUGAUAGUCUAAUUAAAAUAAAUAAAUAUUACUGAAAAGGAUUGAAAGUGGUGGGGUUGACAAAAAAAGCCUGACAAAAUUACACCUACCUACUUGAGAUGAUCCAAUUUAAAUUCUGUAUAAAUAGAGUUUAUCGGCUUCUUUUCUAAGUUGAUGUGGCAAUUGAUUUUUAAUAUUUCAAUAAAAAUUGUGUAUAAAUCCUAUUUGAAUUUCUCAAAUUUUUAGUAUUCCUAUUAUUUGUUUUUUUAAUUAAACGAAACAACAAUUAUUCAAAACUGGACUUCCACAAUAACCUGGAAAAAAGGUUGAUAAGCUUAAAUACUUUUACAGAACUAAAAUCCUAUUGUUCUAAGUAGACGUAAUUUAGUCAAGCUUUAGGUCUAAAAUUGACUUCUUACAAAAACAAAAUGGCUUUUACUUGUAGAAAAAAUUGUAUAUGUUAAAAGUUAUACCCUGAAGCUUAUAAAAAUGAUUUUGAAAAUGAAUUGCCAUGGUCAAAAUUAAUUAAAACCACUUUUUUCUUAAAUACUGCCUAUAUAAAUCUCCUUAAAAACCAACCCACUUUCAAUCGUCCUUAAAACAAUCUAUUAAAAUAAAAAUAAAAUGUACAAUACCUACUUAAAAAUUAACUACUAGAUAGCAUAAUAAUGUAAACGGUUUAUUAAAUAAUCAUAUUUU
This is a messenger RNA of Adelges cooleyi (spruce gall adelgid), 1975 nucleotides long. Its product is annotated as zinc finger C4H2 domain-containing protein. NCBI's taxonomy places the organism in Eukaryota, Metazoa, Arthropoda, Insecta, Hemiptera, Adelgidae. Gene Ontology annotation, biological process: positive regulation of neuron differentiation. The transcript has 5 exons. The coding region runs from base 297 to 1109 and encodes 270 amino acids. Gene Ontology annotation, cellular component: nucleus. The record is from RefSeq and is a predicted model, not a curated record.